Messenger RNA from Staurois parvus, 304 nucleotides. The record is from the annotation of a GenBank genome assembly. NCBI's taxonomy places the organism in Eukaryota, Metazoa, Chordata, Amphibia, Anura, Ranidae.
AUUGGGGAGGUUUUUGGGGCACAGACAACAGUUCCUUUAGUCCACACAUCCACACCAGACACAGCAACACAGUGCAGUUCUCUGGAAGGCAAUAUGGAACAACAGGGGUAUUGUAAUCCACAGGGCAGGGAUGGGUUAAGUCCAGGCAGGUUCACGGAGAACAAGGGGUUAAGUCCAGGCAGGGGAUAGAUCCAGGCAGGUUCAUGGAGAACAAGGGGUUAGGUCCAGGUAGGGGAUAGAUCCAGGCAGGUUCACGGGGACAGCAGAAGAUUCCUCCACAGGGCAGGGAUUCCAGGCAGCACAG